Bursaphelenchus okinawaensis is the source of this 4454-nucleotide messenger RNA. The record is from the annotation of a GenBank genome assembly. NCBI's taxonomy places the organism in Eukaryota, Metazoa, Nematoda, Chromadorea, Rhabditida, Aphelenchoididae.
AUGCUGAACAAGUACAGAUGGUAUUUGAUGAACUCAGUUAUAUGGUACGUCAUAGAGCUUAGCACAUCUUCCAAGUUUAAACUUAGGCUUUAACAGAAUAAGCAAACCAAUAUAGUAACCUCCAUAAACAUAUUUCAGGUCGUUUGCUUUCAAUACGAUGUCAACCUUUAGUGGUACAAUAACUCUAUUUCCACUUCCAUGUUACUAUGGUAUUAAUAUUGCUUCAAGACUGCACGGGAAUUAUCAAAUAGCAUAUUUCUUUGUGACAGUCAAUUGUUUAACGUGUAAAUGCGUAGCUGUGGCAAUGCAAAUUGAACACAGAUUCAAUUGUACAUUGUCGCGCAACUCUUUGUGGUGUCGUUUGGUUUCUGGCUCAGUACGAUAUGAGGUUUGCUUUCGAAUUGGAAUAUAUGUGGCCUGCUUCUUGAUUACAAAUGUAAGUUGUUGUUUUUGUUUUAAAGGUUACAAGAUGAUCAUUUUACUUUUCUACAGCUAGAAGUAGCUCAACGAUACAACCUGAACGCUUAAAAUUGUUUCUAUUACCUUUAGGUAUCUGCAUAUUUCACAUUUCCAAAUCAGCAACAACAGCAUGACUUCCUGGUCACCCUUGACCCUUCACUAGAAUUACUUUACAUCAAACAUCCCGACCUGACAUGUUUUUCCUACAAGCUAAACCUCUACAUUUUGAUCCCUAUCUGCUCACUGUUUGUCAUAUCAUGUGUACUUCUAUAUAAAAUGCUGUACGUUACCUACUACAACAUUUACCACAACUACUAUUCUUCAGCAACACGACGGCUUCAAAUCAUGCUCUUCAACUCUCUAUUAGCUCAAUCAGUUUUAAUCACAGUUUUAGCGUUUGUACCGGCGUUCUUACUGUUUGUUUUACCAUUGUUUGGGAUGCGACAUAUGCCUCAGAUAUCGGUGAUUUGUAUCAUGGGUAUUUUAACACAUACACCAUUGGAUUGUGUGCUGAUGCUUAUGUUUAUUGCACCGUACCGGCGGUUUUUGCACAAACAGUGGAAAUGGUUGUUUGGGAGGGAAACGCCCGUUAAAACUAAAGUCAUCAUUGUUAGUUAUAGUUAUAAAUAAAUUUUUUGAAGGUAUUGUACGAUAGAGAUAAGAAAUGUCUGUGAGAUACAUUCUUAUACUGAAUAUAUGUCAAAGCCGCUUUAGUGUAAACGUUUUGUUUUAACUUUUCACCCAAGGAUAACCUUUUUUUCAAAACAUUCCUCAUCUACAACAGAAUCAUUUACAUUCAUAUAUAAACUGUCAUCAACCUCAAAAUUGUUCCCAUCAACAUUCAAGCCGAGGCUCAAGCCAAGGUCGGGCUUGUGUGGCGGGUCGGAGAGAUAGAAGAUUAGGCCAGCCACUUUACAAAUCCAGUACUUCAUUUCACUUACUUUACAAUCUUAAAGCGUCUACAUUUACAACUCGGGAGAUAUAUAUUAGAUUAGAUGAUUUUUGAUGUCGCAGGUUGUAACGUACAGUGUUGAUGUGCAAAGAUGCUCAUGGGUCAGAUGAAGACCAACGGAGCUAUCCUUGAGUUUGACGUUUCCCAUAAUUGGGCCUCUCCAUAGAUAUUUCACUGUUUCUCGCGUCAUUGAAUCGUGAGUGAGGUGUUCUAUAAGGCUUCUCGCGUUCAAUUAUAUACUCGUGUAGGCCAAGUAUAGACGUUCCUAGUCCCCGUGCACUGAGCAGUACUCAUUCCUCAAGGCCAGUGUUUUGCCGGACCGGUCCGGACCGACAACUUUUCAGACCGGUCCGGACCGGCCCGGCAAAACACUGCUCAUGGCGCUUGAGUUGGGUGGGGCGCGGGGUCGAACCAAGGUCCUUCCGAAUAGUGAGCGGCGUCACAGCCACUGCACUACCAACACACUAAAAGUUAAAAAAUAAAAAUAUUGAAAAAUUUUAAAUAUUAAAAAUGACACUAACAGUAAAAUCGAAAAAUAAAAAAAAAUUAAAGGUCAAAAAUCUUUGAAAAAGAAAAACCUUUACCGUAAACCAAAAAUUAUAUAUUUUUGUUAUACUUUCAGAAAACCACCAUCUACCUAGACGAGCCCGGAGCUGAACUACUGGACUCAGAAUCCCUAAUACCGUCUGAUCCAACAAUUGUUCCGUUCUCAAAAACUAAUGUCAUUACUCCCGUAGACUCUAAAAACGAUGACAAUAACCAAAAAUCUCUACAAAGCGUUACGACCUUUUCUCCUGAUUCUCGUUUCAACAUGGAUAAUAUAAGAAGAUCAAUGGAGAAUAUAAAGAACAAUUUGGAUAGUAUCAAGUUUACCGAUUCUUCAAAACAACCAUAUCCGUCGUUACCGUAUGAAUACACUAGUAAAUACGAAAAGUUGCCGUUACCGCCUGAGUUGCCAAAUUCAAGACUGUUGCCACUGAGCGAAUUUCAUUUAGGUGGUAGUGAAGUCUCGGAUUUUGGAAUGUAUUGGAGCAAAACUAGUGGAAAUGACGAACAAUUACGUCAGGGAAAGCGUUUUGAAUAUAUUCCUGAAAAAAUUAGUAGAAACAAGAAUGGAGAAUAUAAGAUUGAUGUCAAGGAAGGUCGGUUUGAAGAGCGUGAAGGUAAGGAAUAGUGGAUAAACUUAGCUUUAAGACAGGUAGGGUAGAGUUUUUGCUAAAGCUAGGGCUAUGGCCAGAACCGGAGCAAGGGUUAAAGCUAGAGUAAGGUUUGGGUAUUGGGCUAAAGCUUUGGGUUAAGGCUUUGAGCUAGUCUUUUGGGUUAAGACUAGAAUUUUAGGCUUUGAACUAGAACCCGUGUUUAAUCUAGAGCUAAGACAAGACCACGGGUAAGACUAGUGAAUCUAGGGCUGGGGAUGCGGGUUUGGGAUGGUCUAGAACUAGAGCCAGGGUUGAAGUUGGAGCUACGGAUAGGGUUAGGGCUCUGGUCUAGGGCUCUGGGCUAGAGCUCUGGGCUAGGGUUCUGGGCUAGGACUCAGGGGCUAGAGCUCAGGGGCUAGGGCUCAUGAUCUAAGACCAGGCUUGGACACAGGGCAGGGCAGGGCAUAGGGCAUGGUUUGAAAUUUUUUUACAGGGCAGGGCAGGGCAUAGCUUGGAACAAGGCAGGGCAUGCCCUAUGCCCUGCAUUACCCUGCGAAUGCCCUGUUUGUGCCAUGGUAAGUUUUGGCGGACGCCUUUGCCGAGCGGUCGAUAUCGGCGAACGCCAUAACUUGGUUAGUUUAGCAGCUAGAAACAUGUAGUUCAAUUCAGAAGUUAUUAUAUGUCAUACGCUGCAAGUAAAAGCAUAAUUUUAAUAUUUUAAAAGUAGUAUUGUUAUCGACCGGUUGAUAAUUUUUAGUAUAUUUUAAUUGCAAAUUUUAUAUAUAUUCUUAUCGCUCCGUUGUUCUAAAUUGUAUAGAAAUUGCAUUAGAUACAAUUCUAAGCAAAAAACUUUGUUUUUUGUAAAAAUUAAGCAUUUGUAAAUUAUCGACCGGUCGAUAACAAUAUUGUUUUCAAAAACAUAAAUUUCUGGCUUAAUGUGAAGGUUAUGACAGAUAACAAUUUCUGCACUUAACUACAUUUUUCUAUCUGCUACACUAACCAAGUUAUGACGUCCGCUGAUUAUCGACCACUCGGCGGAGGCAUCCGCCAAAAUAUACCCAAAUGCCCUGUAAAUACCCUGUAAAUGCCCUGAUGCCCUGCAGGGCAAGGGCAGGGCAGGGCACAGGGCAGGGCAUGGAAAUUUGCCAAUGCCCUGCCCUGUGUCCAAGCCUGUCUAGGACUCAGGGGCUUGGGCUCAGGGGCUUGGGCUCAGGGGCUUGGGCUCUGGGCUUUGGGCUAGGGCUCUGGGUUAGGGCUCUGGGCUAGGGCUCUGGGCGAGGGCUCUGGGCUAGGGCUCUGGGCUUUGUGCUAAAGCUAGCUUUUGGUAAGCCUAGGCUAGUUCUGAAUAAGGCAAAAAUUGUUUUAAAGUUGGCAUUAUGUCGAAUUUUAGGCUCAAUUCGGGCAAGAGCAGUUAUUGUAAACCGUGAUGGCCAACCACAUUUUUCCGUGGAUUUGAAAUUGAUCAUAAAUGAAAUUCAAAUGCGUCGACGGAUCUACCAUGUUAGAGAGUUUAACGUCGACGACCGCUUGAUGAGAAUUGCUAAAGAGUUGGCUAUUGACAUACUGGCCAGCCGGAGAAUACAGUAGGGUUUAUACUCCUAAAUUUAAAUUUAAAAAUUUUUUCAAAUUUGAAAACUAGCAAAAUUGAAGAACUUUCUUUACAAACCUAAAUUUUUUAAUUUUUUUUAAAUAUAAAAAGUUAUAGGCUUAACAACCGAGAUGCCAAUGUUUGGAUAGGUGGUUCCAACAUCGACCACGCAAAAGUGGUCGAUGAGUGGUGUCGAGAAAUGGCAGCUUCAAAACAAAAUUACUUCAAAUCAAGAGAUUUUUAUUCGGUUGGCGUUGGAAUGGCUUCUGAUGAUCACGAUGAAAAACUUACUGUUGUUGUCUCUGUUUAUGAAUAA